AUGGAGCUGGCGGGCUAUGGUGAGGUCAUCGGUUCGGAAAGUGUGGCGACCCGCGAGCGGUUCGGUGUGGCGCGUGACCAUUCCGAAGACGACGAGACAGGGGCUGGGAUGACGCAGGUCGAUCUAGGCGAGCCCACACAAUCCGUGAAGACGCCAACAGGCGGUAUGGCUUUCAUUUUCGACUUCAACUUGAAUUCUUACUUUGACCGGCUUCUCUGGAUGCCACAUCAGCGUACUCUACGCGCCGCGUCGACUAGCCUUGGUCUCGUGUUCUCCCCUCUAGUGCUUCAGAGGGAACGCGACCUGUGA
Messenger RNA from Cyclocybe aegerita, 309 nucleotides. The record is from the annotation of a GenBank genome assembly. NCBI's taxonomy places the organism in Eukaryota, Fungi, Basidiomycota, Agaricomycetes, Agaricales, Hemipholiotaceae.